Messenger RNA from Trematomus bernacchii (emerald rockcod), 598 nucleotides. RefSeq lists its product as uncharacterized. The record is from RefSeq and is a predicted model, not a curated record. NCBI's taxonomy places the organism in Eukaryota, Metazoa, Chordata, Actinopteri, Perciformes, Nototheniidae. The transcript is spliced from 6 exons. The coding region runs from base 5 to 583 and encodes 192 amino acids.
CAAUAUGGAAAAGGAGAGAAGAUCCUCAAAGCAGUACGGCUCUUUGGAGAAGACGCAGGUGGAGGGAGCAACGCAGAAAUCAACAGAGGAUGUUGUUUCCAUGGCGGACUCCACGAUUACGAUUGAGGACAUCGAAGGAGAGCUGAGUAAAAUUGAGCGGAUAAGAGACAUUUUGGUACGGAGGGAAUCGGAGCUGAGAUACAUGAUGGACGACAUUCAGCUUUGCAAAGAAAUCACGACGCUGAAGACAGAGCUGCAGAAACUUGUCUCAAUUCCAGAAAAUGACAAAUCCAAUGGAGACAGAAAGCGGGAAGAGGAGCUUCUGCAGCAGAUCAACAAGCUGGUGGAGACCAGAGACUUCCUGGUGGACGAUGUGGAGUUUGAAAGGCUGAGGGAAAGAGAAGAGGACAGAGAAAUGGCAGCCUUCCUACAGUCCAAAUUUCCCAAGACAUUGGCUUUAAAAGGUGUUUUGCCAGAUCAGAAGGUGGCGUCCAAAUCGCAGCAGACAUCGCUGCCAUUUUUCAAUAAAACUCGAGUUACACAGCUGAAGGACUGCUGCGGCUUCACCUGCUCCAUCAUGUAACACUGCGUGUUCAAG